AUGGCUGGCUCUAAGGAUGAUAUACGGGACAGGCCAGUCGAUGUGGGCACUCACGUGCAAGCGUUAGAACCGGUUGCUGAACUACCUCAAUCACCAGCCCCGUCGGCCAAGUCAACACCGCAUACAACACCUAAGACAAGCAUGAAAUUCAAAAAAGAUGGCAAAGAGGCAAAACCGUUCGACUUCGGCAAAAGUAAAUUUAGCUCGAAACACGAAGUCGUCAAACGUGGAAAGGAUGUUGAGGCGGUCAUUAUUGUACCGGUCGGGUAA
Cooperia oncophora is the source of this 270-nucleotide messenger RNA. Lineage: Eukaryota; Metazoa; Nematoda; Chromadorea; Rhabditida; Trichostrongylidae. The record is from the annotation of a GenBank genome assembly.